AUGGAGCUCUCCUUCGGCAGCUCAUUGCAGCCCUCACCAUGGCGGCACACGGAACCGGCGUCGCCAGUGAUGCACACUCCUCUUUCCACCCCAGACCGCUUCAUUGCCGACCGCCGCUCACAGGACAACGUUAUGUCGCACUUUUUCCUCACCACAAACGAGAACACCUUUCCCAUUCAGGCGAGCCCCGACCGACGAGGCGGCUCUGUCUCGUUGAUGACGUCCCCUGGCCGCGGCACGGGUAUCGGCUUCGAUGUGAGCGGCGGAAGUGCUGCUGUUGGAGGCACGGAAGGCGCUGGAAGUAUUGGCAAAACGAGAAACUACUCCUUGGACUGUAGCCCCUCUGACUCAACUAUGCUGGCGACAGAGCCGUACACAAACAAACUUGCCCGGACGCUCUUUCCAAACACGCAGUCGACGGUGUUAGGCAUUCACAGUCAAGUGCUUUGUCAACUCAAAACACCUGAAUCUGAGCAGGAGCGCUAUCGUAACUCGUUAGGUGUUAUAUUUGAGGAAAAUCGAGCAAGAAACUUUCGUUCAAAGACAUUUCGUGUCGUUGCACGGGCUCCUGAGCGUAUUCUUGACGCUGCUGACAUGAUAGAUGACUUCUACCUUCAGCUUAUCGACUGGUCUGCGAAGGAUGUUCUUGCGGUUGGCUUGCAAGGGGCGGUAUAUCUGUGGGACGCCAAGACGUACAAUAUCACUCGGCUCCCUUGCCAACGCCCCUUUGAUGGCUUUUUUUGUGGUGUCAGCUGGAGCGAGGACGGUAACUUUUUGGGCUUGGGCACGAACGAUGGCUCACUGGAAAUUUGGGAUGUAGAAAUGCAGUGCAUCACGCGACGUCUGCACCAGCACACAGAUCGCGUUGGUGCCAUUUCAUGGAAUGGCAGCGCAAUUGCGAGUGGUAGCAAAGAUACCACAAUACGCGUGAAUGACCUGCGUGACCCCAUGGGGUCAUGGACGCUGCGCUGCCACCGGGAGAGCGUGUGCGGGCUGCGAUGGUCCCCGGACAGGGUUCGCAUGGCCAGCGGAGGCAACGACAACCAGUUGCUUCUCUGGGACAGUCGCGCCUUCUCCGUGAGACCGCAGCCCGUGCUGCGCCUCAACAAACACACAGCCGCUGUUAAGGCGAUUGCAUGGAAUCCGGUGCAACACAACCUCCUCCUAAGUGGCGGCGGGUCGGAGGACAAGAUGCUACGUUUUUGGAACACCUCAACGGGCGAGUGCAUCAACUGCCACAAUGCCGAAAGUCAAGUCUGUGGGGUGUUGUGGAAUCUAACUGGAACCGAGCUCGUCAGCUCCCACGGUUUUUCGCACAACCGAUUAACAAUCUGGAAGUAUCCAACGAUGCGACGAGUGGCGGAUCUCACGGGGCACACCUCACGCGUGCUGCAUCUUUGCAUGUCACCGGACGGCGAGGUAGUCGCCUCCGCCGCAGGGGAUGAAACAAUUAGAUUCUGGCGCUGUUUUCCUCAAUGUGAAGAGUCUGACAGAAGAGGUUCUCGCCUCGGGGUGCCGCGCGACGCAAGGUCGCGCCAAAGGUCAAACAAAUGCAGUACCUCUCCUCAUCUGGACGCCUCCCUGCGUGAUGAGAUUCCGCUGCGCUGA
Messenger RNA from Trypanosoma rangeli, 1608 nucleotides. Its product is annotated as putative cell division cycle protein. The record is from RefSeq and is a predicted model, not a curated record. Gene Ontology annotation, biological process: anaphase-promoting complex-dependent catabolic process; positive regulation of anaphase-promoting complex-dependent catabolic process; positive regulation of ubiquitin protein ligase activity. Gene Ontology annotation, cellular component: anaphase-promoting complex. Lineage: Eukaryota; Euglenozoa; Kinetoplastea; Trypanosomatida; Trypanosomatidae. Gene Ontology annotation, molecular function: protein binding; ubiquitin ligase activator activity; anaphase-promoting complex binding. The transcript has a single exon. Bases 1 to 1608 code for a protein of 535 amino acids.